Molecule: messenger RNA, 984 nt
Organism: Naegleria gruberi
Lineage: Eukaryota; Heterolobosea; Eutetramitea; Acrasida; Naegleriidae
Exons: 2
Coding region: 1-984 (327 amino acids)
Molecular function (GO): protein binding
Source: RefSeq, a predicted model, not a curated record
AUGCAAAAACAUUGUUCUUCGGCUGUUACUCCUCGGAUAAAAGACUUCAUUGGUUCUUUUAUCAUCAACAAGAAUAAUAAUAGGACACUGAUAGGACAACAACAACCUGAAGGAAAAUCUUCAUCAUCAUCAUCAUUUACAUUCAAUCAAUAUCGGAGAUACGGACAAAAGGUGGAUGGAUUGUUAUCGGAUAUUCAUGAGAAGGUAUUUUCCAAUCAACACUUGUACACAACCAAGAUAUUUCAUGUUGCUGUGGAUGGAUACAACCAGAAAAAGUACAAGGAAGCUACAGAAUUUUUCACAAAAGUUAUAGAGAAGGGAAAGGAAGUGAUUGCAAUUUCUAAAAAACCACCAACCAAGGAAUUUACCAUUGAUAAGCAAAUUCUAUGGUCCUUCAUCUAUAGAGGAGUGAUUACCAAUUCAUAUCAGGAUUUGCAAAAAGCUAAGGAAAUUAAUCCAUUCCAUCCAGAGGUUUUCUAUAGGAGAGGAAAUUUAUUUUACUUUGAUAGCAAUUAUUCAAGUGCUAUCAAGGAUUAUUCUAAAGCAAUAGCCAAUCAUCCAGAUUUUUACGAGUGCUAUUUCAAUAGAGGAUUGUGCUAUUAUCAAUUGAAGAGACUCGAUAGAUGCAUUAAGGAUUUGGAAACGUAUUUGAAACAUGUACCAAAUGAUCCAAAUACUCUCAAACUUCUUGGAAUUAGUUAUUAUUACGAAUAUGUCUUGUAUGAUUCGAGAAGGGAAUUACUUGUAAAAUCAGUGGAAGCUCUCACCUCUUACAUCAACUAUAGAAAACAAAAUUCCCUACCUCUCACUAAAGAGGACUAUCUCAUUAGAGGUUCUUCUCUUCGAGAACUCAAACAAUUAGACCUUGCUCAACAAGAUUUCCAAGCAGGCUCUAACUCUUCCAUCAAAUCACUUCUUCCUCCAAUCAUUAUCACUCCAGUUGACUGUUUCACACAAGAACGAGUUGCUCUUGACACCCUUUAA